This is a messenger RNA of Brassica napus (rape), 581 nucleotides long. Its product is annotated as RPM1-interacting protein 4-like. The transcript has 3 exons. The record is from RefSeq and is a predicted model, not a curated record. Bases 110 to 370 code for a protein of 86 amino acids. NCBI's taxonomy places the organism in Eukaryota, Viridiplantae, Streptophyta, Magnoliopsida, Brassicales, Brassicaceae.
AUGUGUUUCAACGACGACGUGGUCUUCCUUUCUCAUCCUUUAUAUUAAAACUUCACCUCCUCUUCCCAUAUCAUCAUCAAUAUUCUCUCCUCUGUUCUAAUUUGGACAAAUGGCCACGGGAAACAAAGGAAGACAACUGCCAAAGUUUGGGGAAUGGGACGCCACUAAUCCAGCCUCAGCACAAGGGUUCACCGUCAUCUUCAACCAGGCUCGUGACGACAAGAAGACCAAGAAAACAGCUGUCGCGGGACCUGAGAGUCUGGUUACACCUCCAGUAAACAUUGAGCCUCAGCGGAGACACAACCAUCAUAAUAAUAAACGUAAUCCCCAAAUCCAACGAGAAAAGAAGGGAUGGCUAUGUUUCCGCUAACUCGGUUGAAGAAGUCGAUGAUAAGGAAGCAGAACCAGUGAGCUGUUGCAAACUUGUCUUCUUCUUGCUUCACUUUUUUUGGGUACAUAAAUAAAUUAUAUUUUACAUUGUUCUUGGUUCGAAUAUAUAAAGAUUGAGAUAUGUCCUUAGUAGUCAUGUAAUACAAACUGCAUAAACGUCAUGUUAUAUGUCUGAAUACUCAAGAGCCUGC